Molecule: messenger RNA, 4325 nt
Organism: Pocillopora meandrina
Lineage: Eukaryota; Metazoa; Cnidaria; Anthozoa; Scleractinia; Pocilloporidae
Source: the annotation of a GenBank genome assembly
CUAAACAUGAACGUAUUAUUGUUGAUUUGUUCGUGUAUUCUAAGCACUUUUGCGCUCGCUGAAGGUAAGAUUGUUUCCUUUCCUACAAACUCCUGUUAAUAAUAAUUAUUGUUUAAAGCGCUGUGUGACGAUUUGGGCAUUUUGAAAAUUUCAGUCAAAGCUCGCAAUUUCCUGCUUUUCAUUUGCAACUGAUCCGAUUCUUAAAAUGUUCUCCAAUCUUGGCCACUCUGCUCAUUAUCUGCUUGUUUAGUGUUCUCUCUUUUAAGUUUUUCAAUCCUAUGUUUCUUUUGAAUUUUCUUAUUACUCGACGUAGAAAAAUAGGCAAAAUGGAACUGGGAAGUUUUAUAUAUUUUUUGCACGUGUUUGCUUUGGAGAUUUUGGAAACUAUGGUACAAAACAGGCAUGGUCUGCGUAAAAAUUUGUUGUUGUUGAUGAAUUGUUAGGCUUGAGCUUUAAGCUUUCGAUUUGUAGCGAGGAAGGCAUAUGCAUUGGCAUGAGAUCGUAAGAGGGGUCUUAGGGUGUGCCGCCCAAUUUCUCAAAAGUGUCUUUUAAUUCGUCUAAAGUAAACAACAAGAUGUUCAACUACGAAUUUAAAGUUGUUCUAUUGUAUCGAAACUGAAUAAUUGCCAAUCGAUCCGUUUAAAUCGAAAGCAUACAAACCAGAUCAGGAAUAUACUGCUGGUUUUGGUUCAUUAUCAACACAUCUACCAUAAAAAUCUGCUCCACCACUGCCAUGACCUUACAGAUCAGAAAUCCAAUGAUUUCGUCUGCAUUUCACCUAAACCAAUGGUAGAUGUAUAAGCAUUGCAUUACACGUAUCAGCUCAUUGAGGAAGCGGUGCCUGUUGCAGAAAUUACGGUCCAUCAGUGGAAGAUUGAAUGGGUGCUUCAACAUAGUGCAUGUAUAAGCAUUGCAUUGCACGCAUUAGCUCAUUGAGGAAGCGGUGCCUGUUGCAGAAAUUACAGUCCAUAAGUGAAAGAUUGAAGUUUAUCUUUUCGAUGAUUUAUGAUUUAUAAGCCCUAUCCCUUAGAUAGGCAAAAACGAUCAUGAUUUACUUUAUUUUAUUUUAUUUUUUUUUUUUGCGUUUUAGACCAUUAUUUCAACAUCAAACCGAAUUUCAUGACCAGUUACUGACUUACGAAUUUUCCAGUGAAACUGCUUCUAUUUCAUUUCCUAUUUUUUUUUCCGUAUACUUCUUUGGUUAAAUGCAUGCUUAAUCUUUAAAAUGUGGUAAGUCUGUUUAAGUCAAUGGAAAGGUGCCUUUUUUGUGAUUGUAUCAUGAUAUUAUCAGGUUAUUACAUGGUAACUAUUUAAUUUUGUUUUACAUGCUUGAGCAGGAAAUUGCGGUUCUCGGCCAAUCACCAGAAUUGUGGGUGGUCACGAGGCUGCUAUAAACAGUUGGCCAUGGCAAGUUAUGUUGAGGUAUUCGUCUGGUUUCCCUUUUUGUGGAGGAUCUCUCAUCGAUCCGAAUUGGGUUGUAACCGCAACGCAUUGCGUAACAGACACACACCCUUCUAGUGUUAAAGUCAGGUAAUUUAUCUGCUUCUUCAGCAUCUUCCAAUACUGAAUAUUCUAUCAAUAGUCUAUAAUAGUGUUUUUCUUACAAGUCUUUGAAGUUUAUUUACCCGAACACAUUCACUGCUAAUUCAGUUCGAAUUUCUUUAACUCCAUUUAUCUAAGCCCAUCCCCCUUUAUUUAAGUAAUUUUAUCUUCUUCUACGGCCUAAGGCCUUCAGUGGCUAAAAAGCAGUCCUCCUCUAACAGUUUUUAUUGUAAAAAUAGGUUGGGCGCUCACAGCCGCGUGGGUGAAACUGUUGGAACUGAGCAGGACAUUGACGUUGCGGAGAUUAUCACCCAUGAAAAAUACCAUUCCCCUCUGAGAUAUAGUCACGACAUUGCCCUUCUCAGAUUGGAAAAGCCCGCCAAGUUAGGCAAAGGAGUCGGUCUUGUCUGCUUACCAGAUCUCAAUAUACCUCUUCCAUUAGACGACCUCAACAAAAGAAAGAAGUGUUGGAUCACAGGGUGGGGAAGACUAUCCUCUGGUGGUGCUGUCCCUUCAGUUCUACAGCAGAUUGAUGUACCACUGGUGUCAAAGCAGCGCUGUUUGAAGGGGUACCCAGGAGAGAUUCACGACUCCAUGUUGUGUGCAGGCCUAGACCAGGGUGGCAUAGAUGCCUGCCAGGGUGAUAGCGGUGGUCCUCUUGUUUGCGAGUUCAAUGGAAAAUGGUAUCUGGAGGGGGUGACAAGCUGGGGAUAUGGGUGCGCUGCGCCAGGAAAGUUCGGUGUCUAUGCUAAGGUUCGGAAUCUGCACUCCUGGAUCUCAAAAAAGAUGACUGGGGUUGUGCCACCGAAGCCAGGUAUGUCAACUGACCUCUUGAACCUCAACAUUUAACAGCUAGAUUUCUCCGCUGAUGGAUAAAAAGUUUAUUUUGGAAGGCUUCGUCCAGAGAAUUUGGUUUCGUAUCCAAACCACAUUCACACGUCUAUAAUUACGGGACAGAGUAAUGGGAAUUCAUUUAUUGAUUACUUCUAGAAGAGAGAGAGACUUAAAAAGCUUGUCUGAAAGUUUUAGACCUUGAGAUGACAAACAUUAAUCCCUCUACUAAGCCCUUCAAGAACUUGUCUUUGUCCAUAAGGCAAUCUAUUGGAGAUGCAUUUUCAUUUCAAGGGGUACUCGGAGCCGGAAGGAUUGGUGGGGGGCAAUAACAAGAACUGAACGUGAGUUAAAAACACUUUGGCAUAUGACGAAACUCACCCAGUUUAUUUAUUCUAUACGCCAAAAUUUCCAGUAAAGAAUAAUCUCUGCCGUAUAAAUAAUGCCAUUGUCACAGACAACUUUAACACUCCCACUGAAACUGUUGAAAUGCUGAAGCGAUAACAGGUAUGUUAGGGCUAUAUCGCCCGAUAAUCCCCUUUCGAAGUUGUACAAAAUCAAUUUUUUAAGUUAACAGAGCAACAAAAUCCUUUAAUUUAUAACAUUCGACCUCACAAGUCAAUCGGUUUUGAUACUAUGCGGAGGCACGUUCACUGUAGGUAACUCGAACAGAGGAUUAAUUUAUGCCCCGAUCAAUUCGAAGCUUCAACAAACCCCGACCAACGGGUAUUUGACUGUCGUCCAUGCCAAGGGGAUGGGGGGGAUUUGGACCAUGCCUGGGUGGUGUGGGGAAUUUGAACCGGAACUGUCUAGUAUUUCCAACGGAAUAAACGUGUAUCAUCUUGUAAUGUGGCCCAGAAGAAAAAGUCUACAAGAAAGUCAUGGUCGCUAAUCAUGCUUUUUACCAAAAAAUUGAAGAUGUAUCCGACAUUUGAAUGGGGCAUUUGAACAUAGAGGAGUGGGAAUUUAAGGGAGCCAAUCUUCAAAAGAUCAAAUGCCCCAGGGAUUGCCGGGGGAGCAGGGGGGAGGUUGAAGCUUCGAAUUGAUCGACUCAUUAAUUUUCCCACCUGCCACGUAAUUCUUUACACCUUAUCAAUUCGAACAAUAAUAAAUGCCUUUUUCCUACCUAGAUUGCAAAGACAGCGAUGCUUUUGCCAGUCAGUGUCCAACUUUAGCAGGGUAUGAAGGCUACUGUAAACACCAUCAUGAGUGGACCAGGAAGUAUUGUGCCAAGUCGUGUGGCUGGUGUUAGUGUGAGUAUUCAUGAACGCUAAUUCAACUUGAAAUUGCAUCUUAAAAGAAACCAUCAAAUUUUGAGGGAAACUCUUUCCAAAGACAAACGUAUCUUGCACAUUCCAGCAAAAUUUGGAUACUCAGCGUUUUUCCUCGCCCCUGUCCUAAAGGUUUAUUAGAACAAUUCAGAAUCAUUCCAAAGUUAUAUCGAGGUGUUACCCGAGAACUUUUAUCUUUUCACUUAAUUUAAAUACAAUUUGAAGGUUAUACAUCAUUCACUCCCAAGAUCUGAUAAAUAAUUCUCCCCUCUUGCUGAUACAGAUUUCCGUAUAAAUAAGGAACGAGAAUUUGGUGUUAGAUCAAGAUAACAACUUCUACUUGAUAAGUCUGAGUAUUCCUAUUUCGUUUUUGCUGGAUAAGUUAUGGAACAUAUAGGGAGAUGUUUCAUGUCACUUCCUUUUAAGAGUCACAGGGUUAAAGCAUAUAUUUUACCUCAGUCAUCAGUUAGGUGAUUGCCUUCAUUCGGUCAAAGUUUUCCAUAUGAUCAGCUGCAGUAGAAACAAAAUGAUACGGUCAACUAAAGGCUUCUUUUUUAUAUUUUGCAGAGGAACGCAAAUUUGGAUGCACGCUCAAGCGUAAGCCAUUUUCUUCAACGCCAAAGUUGGGGUCGGAAUAAAUCCCGUAUUUAAAAGUUUAUAGCAGUGGUUGUUAGUUGUGGA